This is a messenger RNA of Cuscuta campestris, 1197 nucleotides long. NCBI's taxonomy places the organism in Eukaryota, Viridiplantae, Streptophyta, Magnoliopsida, Solanales, Convolvulaceae. The record is from the annotation of a GenBank genome assembly.
GGAACCGGAGCACGCCGCCGCUGUUUGCCAGAGUCCGGAGGAGCUGGACGCCGCAGGAUAGCCGCUGCUCUACCGCCGAGUUGCUGAAGUCUUCUUUGAGUAUUUGAUUAGUUUAAUUCGCCAAUUAAUUGAGGUAACAGGAAUGAUGAAUAAAGGACUAUUCUGGAGGCAGCGAGGGCAAAGAGAUGGAUGGAUGCUAGCUGGAGGAGUUUAUUAUUUAAUAUUUAAGUUUGAAUUAUUAUAUUAUUAAGGGCAAGAACCCAAGACAUGAAUUUCAGGUCUUUCACCAUCCCGAAGAAGAAGACCGGUGGCCCUUCCUCUGCUGCCCCCAAAACCGUACCGGUCCAACAGGAACCGGUGGAGAUCCAUUCUGAUGAGGGGUCUCCUCUGACCGGGAAGACCGGUCAGACCGGGAGGACCACGGUAAACCCUCCCCUGGACAAGGGGAAGGGAAAAAUGGGCGAGGUUGGGCCUGAUGCCCUGGAGCAGCUCGCCAAUGAUUCUCCUUCCCGGUCAUCCCAAUUGGAGGAAAAGCUGAAGAGGUCCGAAGCACACAACCGGGAGCUUCAGGAUCUAACAAUCCGCCAGCUUGAGGAGAUGGACAAUCUCUCUAGGAUGGCCGGAGCAACUCAGGCUGAAAUCCUCCGAUUGAAGGAGGAGAACCUAAAGCUGAUGGAGGAUUUGGACUCCAAGGAGCUAGAGUUUCCCGACAGGGCCAAGCAAUGGGUGGGGGAGAACUUGGAGGAGACGACCCGGGUGAUUACAUCUAUUCCGGAGGUGACGAUGGAGGCCUUCAAGUUCAUCUACCGGGAACCCAACGGGAAGGAAAUGGUCACCCAGGUUGGGUCCUAUGGUUUCAUGUCCGGGCAGAAACGAGACCUGGAGGCUACACAUGCAAUCUUGGCUGAGCAGGACUCAGCCUUCUCUGCCGAUGCUUAUGGCCUGGCCCCUAUCCCCGAUGAAGAACCCGAGCCCCCUUUCCCCUUGGAAUGAAAUCUCCCCGGUUGAAUCGUUUUGUAAAAUUUCAAACUCAUUUCCCCAGGAAUGCCCGGUGUAGCUGUAAAACACUUAACUUUCUCAAAUUUUUAUUGAAUGCAAUGUUUGAUUUCCAUACCGGUUGAUCUUGCUUCUUGAUCGAUAUUUUCAUUUUUCUCCUUAGAAUGUCUUCGUAAAAACUCUGACCAGCUACACUUUCCU